Plasmodium cynomolgi strain B is the source of this 9960-nucleotide messenger RNA. Its product is annotated as cysteine repeat modular protein. The coding region runs from base 1 to 9960 and encodes 3319 amino acids. The record is from RefSeq and is a predicted model, not a curated record. The transcript is spliced from 2 exons. Lineage: Eukaryota; Apicomplexa; Aconoidasida; Haemosporida; Plasmodiidae.
AUGACUAUAAACUUGAUGAUCCUAUUUCUCACCAUUUUGUGGCUUUAUGUACCAACGUGUAGGAAUGAGAAAAGGGAAGGCUUGAAAAUUUUCGACGUGAAUUCUGUUGAGGGUGAAUGGAAGAACGAGCAGGCUGCGGAGAGGGGGCGGAGGAGACCGAUCGGAGGGAGUCAAGUGAAAGUCGGCGAGGAUGGGGCAAUGGGCCUAAAAUGGGGUAGGCGCAAGAGGGGGAGGCGAGGUGGACUUGCUUCCGAGAUGCACAGCGAGAUGCACAGCGAGAUGCACAACGAGAUGCACAGAGAGGUGAACGGACAGGGUGAUAAACCAACGGAAGAGAGGCAUCCAGCGGAGUCCUUUGCACAAAGUACACUAAUAUACCUUUACCAAAGCAGAGACCUGGACAGCGCCCUACAAAUCAUGUUGAACCAGUACUGCCACCCGCACAUAGCAAGAUUCUCAGAAAAGACAAACCAAUGCCAUUGCUUCGAUAAACUAAAAUUAAUAAGACAUGUUAAUUCCCCUCGAUGUGUAGACAACUGCGGAAAAAUCAUUAAAUGUUUUGGGUUCCCAACAACCCUCCCAAUUAAGAGUAUCCCAAGAGAGGUUGUAAAUAGAUUAAAGAAGAAAAGUUGUAUCAUCUCAAAAAAGCAAAGAAAAUUAGAUAAUCUAUGCGGAGAAAAUAAAGUGUUUCGUUAUCAUAGAAAUAAACAAUAUUGCAUUCCUCAUAAUGUGUUAGACAUGGACAAAGUUAGCGCAAGUUGUUUUAAUGAAUUCAGUAAGAUAACCCUUUGUGCUGGUUUUUUGGAAGAUGCUGAUAAGGACAUUGCAAAUUUUAAAGUCAAUUAUAAGAAUUCUGUGCGUUCCAUUUUGUACGAUUUGUGUAGUGAAGAAUUGCGAGGGAAUGGGGAAAUGUACAAUGGGUGCCAAGACAGGUCGAUAUCAGGUCAUAUAUGUCUACCCUGGAGUGCUUUAAACAUAGUGGAAAUUUUAGGAAUAGAAUACACACAUAACUACUGUAGGAAUCCAGAAAAAUUAAGGACAAUAUAUUGCUUUGUUAACAAGAAUGGGUUUAUAUUUCGAGAAUUUUGUGAGAUAAAAAAAGACAUAAUAAUGAAUGACAUUACGUAUAUUAAUGAAUCCUUUUUUAACUUCGAUGUGACGAUGAAGAAUGUGUCCGAUUUUCGAUUAUCACUCAUCACAGGAGAUUGUUCCGAUCCACCUAAAAGAAAUGAAGACCAUCUUAGGAAUAUUAUACAAGAAUCUACUGAUUAUACUUACCAUAUUGUAGAUGGUGACAUAGCUGUGACUAUUUCCUUCAGAAAUUUUUACAUGCGGGUUUAUCGCAAUCCUGUUUUUUCUAUAUGUGCAUGCUAUAGGGAUUACUACUCUAAUGAGCACUUUAAGUCGUGCUUGCGUGGAGGCUAUUUGACCAAGGUGGGGAGCAUGCUAUCGAGCGAUCACAUUUUUAAUACAUCUGUUAAUGUGUUUAAUGUUAAUAAGGAGAAUAAUCUGUCCUUAAAUAUUGACAAUGCGCUUAUGCAGAAUAGGGAGAUCUACAUAAUGCAUGGAGAAUACUCCUAUGAAUGUAGGAACUUACGCUUUCUGGAAAAUAUGCAUCCAACCGGUUUUGAAAAAUUGAUUAAUAUAGAUAUUAGCAAGUCCAUUCAGAGAAUAACUCACAAUUGGAGCAGAUCCAAGGGGUACUCCACUGUUUAUGCCUACGCAGAUAAAAUUUUUGACAUGCAAACGAUGCUCAAUCGAAAUAAUGACUUUACCAGAGAGAUCAGUGAAGGAUUAGAUAUCAGUGGGGAGAAUGACAAAGAAGGCGUUAGUCAAUUCUCUUUUCACAAAAUUUCCAAUUUGAAAAAUGGGUCCAAUUUGAUAUGUAUAAAAAAUCCAGAAUACAGCAUAGUCAGAUACACUUACGUAGGCCGAAUUAUUUUAAGUGACUACAACACGUCGAACGUAAAGUAUAUUUUAAAAAAAGAAACCACCGUUUUUGAGGAUAGAGUCUUCUUGAACGACAUGUCAAAUUUUAGUCUGAACGAACACUUAUUUUCGUUGAGCACCAGUUCAUGCCCACUUACAAACGCCAGUCAUUUAAAAGAAUUCUCGACAAAAAUUGUAGAAGAAACGCACAUUAACAGGCUUAGGAAAUAUUCAAGCGCUUUCUACUAUAACUAUAUUAAAAGCUCCUUCAGGAAGAGUUCCCAAAAUGAUGAUAUACUUGAGGGAGCCAAAAAAAAGAAUCGCUUUUAUACUUUUUCUUUACAACAAAUAAAGAGUACUGGCGUUUCCCUAAAUUAUUUCUGCGAAAGGAAGAGUCAGUUUGAUGGACUUAGCUCCGUUUCACUCAUCAACCUUUCCAACUUCAUUUUUUCUCCGUAUGAAGAUUUUGCUCAUUUUUUCCAUGUGCGAAGCGUUCCAGACAGCACACAUAAUACCUACCUAACUAUAAAAUUGUUCGGGGUUCUUAGAACCCACUUUUAUAUCCACGAGGAAGAGACAACCCCUUUAAAAAUGAGCAUUUUGUCGCUCUGGUCCCACGAGGAGGACAACUACGUUUCCCUUUGGUUUGUGACGGCUGAGCACUUGACUCCAUUUUUUUUGAUGAAGUACAACUUUUACGCGCCCACGUUUUCCUUCCUGGAGCUGGUGCCCCCGAAGGCUCCGGCCAUCGCUACCGCUAACACAGCUAACAGCGCUAACACAGCUAACAGAUCUAACACAGCUAACCCUGGUAACGCCGCUAACCCUGCUAACCCUGGUAACGCCGCUAACCCUGCUAACCCUGGUAACGCCGCUAACCCUGCUAACCCUGCUAACCCUGGUAACGCCGCUAACCCCGUUAACAGCGUCGGCACCGCCCCAAGUGGACUCGAAACUGACGACACCAACUCGAUCCCCCCGGCGAGCUCCCAAAGUGCAGCCGACUCGUCGAUGAAUCCGAACGCCAUUGCCUACAUCUACACCUUCAGCAGGAAGCAGCUAGCCAUGAAGAAGUACAGAACCAGCGAUUUUUACGACUUCACCCUGGAGAAAACUAGGUAUGCAGUAAAGCUUUCCAGAACAAAUAGUAUACAUAAAUUCACCUACCAAGGGGACACCUUUUUUUUAUUCCUGCUUAAUGAUAAUUUAAUCUCCCUCUGGAAUAGCUAUUUUGAAGAAAUACAUUUGAACGAUUCGGACCUUAAUAAUUUUAUUAAGUCCACUCCGAUUAAGAUUCAGUGCCUGAACAAAAGCAUCAUCACGUGUUUCGUUCUAUACGAGUUUCACCAAAUUUUGUGGUUUGACCUUGUGUUGGAUCCAGCCGUGAAGUUGAGGUCUUUGACAGGGGCACCCCCAAGUGGUGCACAUGCGGAGAAGAAGGAGACCUACGCACUGGGGGAAAAGAUGACGAAGCUGUCCCCCAAGCAAUCCUUCAUAGACCAGAAGAAUGAGAAUAAAAGUUUUGGGAUUCAAUCGAAGAACGUCCCAUCAAGGGAGGUAAAAAAGGGAUACAUAAAACAUAUGUAUACGUACAUAGAAAAGGACCUGGAGAUAGUUUCCGAGAUCGCGAAGGACAUGACAGUGAUAAGGAAGAUGGACGAGUACAUCAUUUAUGUCUCCAACAGUGAGUCGAACAAAUUGCAUAUAUACUCAACGGACAUGUCAGAAAAAAAAAUAGAAUAUUACAGGUAUGUAAGGAAUGAACAUAUGUCCAGCUACAAAAUAAAUUCCAUUUUUACCUACUCGCAUAAAGAGACCAAUUUUAUUAACUCCUUCAUAACCAAGGAGAAUGAGAUGCAGCAUGCUGUGUCGUCUUUCAUGCAUGAAAGGUUGAGUACUACCAAAGUGACAUACAAACAAAAUACGUGGCAUGUGUACAAUAAGAGUAUCGAACUUGCGCCUGUCAUUAAGGGAGAUAAGAAACAGAUAAAAUAUUUUACAAUAACUGAUAUGAGCCCCUCUCUAAAGGGACAGAAAGUUAUUAUCCUCAAAAAAACGGGAGUAAUACUAAUCAAGCUGAACAAAAUUAGGACGCCAGAAAUCGAACUGACUGUGACAAUGCAUGGAUUAUUUCAUGUGUCUACUUUACAUGUCCGCUUCAAGAUCGUCUGCAUGAUUGGACACUACUUCGAAAACAAAAAGUGUCAUCCAUGUCCGAAGGGCUCCUACAACAAUCUUAAUGAGAUCAAAAAGAAUAUAAAAUGGUACACUUCGUGUAUCCCUUGUAAGGAAAAUAAAACUACCUUUGAGCCAUUUCCCACCAAAGAGCAGCACUGUGUUUGUGACGUAGGAUAUGAAUAUAUAAAGGAUCCCCAAAAUCCUCACCAAUUCAUUUGCUCUCCUUGUAAAUUUGGAGAAUAUAAGGACACCAUAUCGAAUAAUCUAUGCAAAGGAAAUGGGUGCAUCGAAAAUUCAACCUCCUACGUAUUGGGGGCUAAAACGGAGGCAGAAAGUUUCUGCACCUGCGAUCCUGGGUACUUUUUAACCUUCGAUAAGUUUGAAUCCCCUAAAUGUGAGAAGUGUUUAGCAGACCAUUACUGUCCAAGUAAAUUAGAAACAAUACAAAAGUGCCCCAAACAUAACGAGACUUUGUCAGAGGAACGAACCGAUUUUACCACCAUAGAUAGCUGCCUCUGCAAAAGGGGAUAUGAACCUAUUAACAUGAAAAAGGUACAAGAAAAGGGAUCAAGGGAAGAGCAUUAUUAUAACCUAUUCUUUAAUACCUACUCUUAUAAACCAAAGCAAAUUGACCCCAAACAUAUUUGCAUGGAAUGUAGCAUAGGUUAUUACAAAGACACUGUAUCAUCAGAGAAAUGUAAAAAAUGUCCAAACAAAUCUAUGAAUAAAAAGUUUGGAAGUACCACCGUAGAAAGUUGCAACUCAUGUUAUAGUGGUUACUACAAAGAUUCGGAGAAGGUCUGUUCUACAUGUCUCCCCAACCACUUCUGUGUGGGUAGCUUUCCUCCCGAUGAAUUGACUCAAUACAUUGGAGAUGCAGUCAUAUGUCCAAAAAACUCCGUCACGCAGGUGCCGAACGAAUAUAAUAACUCCUUUAAGGAUUGCUUAUGUAUAGAAGGGUACGUAAAGCACCUCCAAGAAUCUUACAACUUAAAUGAGCACUGUAAAUUGGCCCCACUGAACUUUUACAAAGAUACUAUAUCGAACGACUUGGGCACUUCCUGUCCCCCCAAUAGCAUCACCCUAGUGAAGGGGGCUAAAUCUAUUCACGAGUGCAUAUGCCGUAAGGGCUUUUACUAUAACAGGAAUAGGGGAAUGUGUAUGGAAUGCCCCAUAGGAUAUUACUGCCCCGAGAGAAACAGAAAGAACAAAUUUAGCGGGCCUAUAAAAUGCCCUGAAAAUUCUGGAAAUCUAAAAAUGGGUUCUUACGAAUUGGCUAACUGCCAAUGCAACUUUGGCUACACCCCCAACGCCCCGGUCAAUAAGGUUAUAAAUGCGUACACGUCUGUCAGGAGGCAGAGUACCCGCCAUAGUAGCGAACAACCUAGUCAGUUCCCCUCAUUUGUGCACUUCGGGAAAGUCCUCACAAGGAGGAACGCCUUCAUUCAUAGUAUGGCAAACGUGGCUACUACCCAUGAACAGAGCAAGACACCUAAGAAGAACCCCUCCUUGCUGCUAUGCAGCAGGUGCCCAAACUCGACCUACAAAUCGACUAUAGCGAAUGAAGCCUGUCACGAGUGCCCCCCUAAUAGUGUUACUCUUAGGAAUAUCAACAACGCAGACUUCUACUUCUGCCUCUGCAAUGAGGGGUACUACUUGGAAGAACGGACGUGCAAGCCGUGCUCCUUCACGAAGAUGUACUGCCAGGGGGAGAGCAUAUUCGAAGUGCCCCCGGACAUGUACAAUCAGAUGAUCGAGGUCAUUAGGAGGCACAUCGAGUCGUUCGGCCCCUCCCAGGGGCGCCGCUUCGUUAACUGGGUGAUCCAUGAAUAUAGUAUGCUCGGGGGUGACGGGGCGCACAGGGGGAAGGCGGAAAGUCAGAAGGGGGGUCAAUCCAGCAGUCAGGGUGGAAAUGUGGACGCAUCUCAGGGGGGGGCUCAGGGUGGAAGUGCGAGCGCAUCUCAGGGGGGGGCUCAGGGUGGAUCUCAGAGCGGAGCUGCUAUUCGACCCCGCGAAGGCGCACGUCCGGGUAAGUGGCGCAAACAGGGCAAGCGCCGCAGGAAACGCCCCAUCGGUAACUACUUCGGUAAGCCCCUCCCCGUCAUGCUGCUCAGCCGCCUGAGCACCAUAGCUGACGCGUCCACGAGUCUCUCCCUGAAGAGGCACCAACUAGCGGAUACUCCAAACGGGCAAAUGAACCAGAAAAAAAGGCAAGACAAUGUAAUGAACCUUCUUUUGAAGAGAUUCUUCUACAGAGACAACAACAACGUAGUGUACGCAAAGUAUCAGCAUUUUGUGAAAUGCCCAGAUAAUACGGCAAUCCCGCUGGGAGUAGAUUCUGUCCACAAUUACGAUGACUGUAAAUGUGCCAAGGGGUACUACCUAGAAUCGAAGGAUAUGAGCAGAUCGGUUAAGGUAUGCAAACGGUGUAAAGAAGGGACAUUCAAAAACUUCGUUGGAGAUGAAACAUCCUGUGUGUCUUGUCCCCCCAAAUCGACAAGUUUGGAAGGAUCUAUUUACCCAACGCACUGCUUCUGUAAGGAGGGUUUUUUUUACAGUAAACAGAACUGUUUGGCUUGCUUAGAAGGGGCCAUAUGCAAAGGAGGGUUAUACCAAAAUGCCAUGAGUAGAAUCCAAUUAGGGUUAGAAAAUAUUCACAUAACUGCAGAAGAUCAUGUGAAGCCAGAAUCUAAAAAAGGGUACUACUUAGAUGAAGUUAUGACAAAAAAUAUAGAUGUAAGUGAGUGGAAGUUUAUAAAAUGUCCAAUACAAGGUGCCUGUCUUGAACGAAAUAAAUGUCAUCACACCAUGAAUAAUUACUUAUGUGUAGAAUGUGCAAAGGGAUAUACCAACACAUUUAUGCGAUCUGUGUGUGUAAAAUGUCCAAAUAAUACAGUCAACAUAGUUAUCCUAUUCUCCAUCUAUAUUACAUUCUGCUUUAUCAUCAUUCUGAUAUCAUACUUGAAUGUGUCCUCUGGAUUUUACAGAAGGUCGAUCCAUUCAAUUGUUAUAAAAAUUGCUGUGAAUUAUAUUUCGAGUAUGCUACUGAUUAACAUUUUAGAAGAUAAAAAUUUCCUUUUACCAGAGUUUGUAUACCAGUUGUAUAUCAAUAUUACCAAGUUGAUAAAUAUAGGAGAGAGUAGAAGAAUCAUUAGCAUCGAUUGUUUAUUGAGACAUUAUUUUGACCUAAGCUAUGCGGACUCUUUCUUUUACUCCAGUUUGUUAUUUUUUUUUAUCCCUGUACUCCUCAUGGGGACGUUAACUUUUAUGUUAUUUGUUAUCCUGAAUAUAUACACUCUGUUGAGGAAGAGAGCAAUAGCGAACAAACUGGACUUGCUCAGUAUAGCCAAAAGGGAGAGAAUUUACUUCUUGGCAAACUCCUUGGAGAAAUGCUAUUCUAAAGAAAGAUUCAUCAUGAUGUUGAGAUAUAUAAAAUUAGAACACUACACUUGGAUGGAUAGAGCAUUUAUUUUUUUUGAAGAUAUGAUUCCAGUAUAUGUUACCUUUUUAUUUAUGAUACAUGCAAAAACGUCUCUGCGAAUGUUUCAGCUCUUUGACUGCUCGUACAUUAUGUACACAAAGAAUUUGGGCAGAUAUAUCCUAAGUAGGGUUAGUAGUGUCCAGUGUGAUUUGAAGACAGAUUAUUUGAAGUUUUUCAUUUUGGGUGUAUCAGGAACGGUUAUAUGGUCUGUGGGUAUCCCCUUACUCUCCUUCUUCGUCCUGUACACUAAUAGGCACAAUUUGUUUCAAGAAAAUGCUCGCAUAAAAUAUGGCUUCCUACACAAUGGGUAUUUGCCAAACAGGUGGUACUGGGAGAUUAUCGUCUUUGCGAGGAAGAUAUUUUUUCUUUUCAUCACCACAGUUGUGUUGUUCCCAUCAGACGAAACGAACACUUCCAAGUUGCUGCUAAUUACUUUCGUGGCGAUAUUUUCCUUGUGUGUGCAUUUUAUAUUCCAACCAUUUGAUAAGAGAAAUUUUUUUACCCUAAACAAGUUGGAAAAUACCAGCCUCUUCAUAUGGACAUCAACCAUUGUGGUUACCUCCAUUUUGCUUUCUAUCAAUUUGAAUGAAUUUCUGAACUUUGUGAUUUUGUUUUCCCUAAUUUUGCUGCAUGUCAUGUUCACUGUGAAAUUGUUGAUUUGUCUGUUCUACGAGUGCAUCGAUAACCUCAGACGGAAGAAGGCACUCUACCACGUGCCCAUUGUUAGCAGUUUUGCCAAAGCACUCGUGGAUGUUGUACAAAGGAGAAAGGCACAGGAGCCCCUAAUUUCCUACGACAAGAAUGCAAGACAAAUUUCGAUUAUUUUACCUGACCGCGUUAUGAAGAAAAAAAAAAAAGUCAGACUUUUUGCUAACCCGUUCGGGCGAAUUUUCAAAAAUGUGCGCGGCUUUUGGAAAAAGGGGAUGAAGCAGCUGGGGGGGGGCCGCUCCAGUGAUAAUGGCAGUCUUGGCAGGAUUGGCAGUCUUGGGAGUUUUGGCAGUUUUGGCAGUCUUGGCAGGCUUGGCACUCUUGGCAGUCUUCGCAGCUGUGGAAGCACCCAAAAAGGGAGCCACUGCGGUAGCCACUGCGGUAGCCGCGGAGGGCACGCGCAACUCAGGCAAGGCACAGGAGAAGAUCUCCCAAACGACGAAUCCCUUGGAAACAUCCAAAAGGGGUCAUCAAAAAAGGGGGCGAAAAGAAGACCAACACGUGGAGCCAAGAAUGACGCACAACAUGGAAGCCUGAACGUGCAGGGAAAAAAAGGAAAUAAAAAUGAUGACCAUUUUUUCCCACAAAAUUUACCGGAAAAACAAAAAAUGAGUUUCUCCUUUUUUCCCAAAAAUAAUUAUCAGUCCGUCUGUGCAAAUAUGAACAAGGAGCAGCGAAUGUUCGCAAUUGAAAUUUACAAAGAAUUGCUCGACAUAUUCAUGAAGAACGUCACGUUAACGUACAUUUCGGAAAGCUUUUUCGAAUUCAUAUUUAAAAUUACCAUCAACAUAGGAAACUUGAUUGACAAUCUGGACCAGAAGGAUAAAAUAUUCGUGUCCAUGGAUCAGGAGCAGAACUUUAAGAACAUUAUUCAGUGGUCUCUCGAACGGAUGGAAAAAUGUAGCGAAAAUAAAAAGUUGGAAGAAAGCAAGAUAAUUAAUUUGAAAAAUUGUAAAUAUGAUUGUGGUUUGCUUAAUCUCGAUGUGGACACGCUGCAAGUUCCUUCUUCGCUCUUUGAAGAGGACCGAAUGGAGUCCUAUCGAAGCGUUGGCAAGACGGCACCAGGGGAGUCGUCUAGGGAAACUUCUGGAAAGUCCAGCCUAAGCGGAGGAAAGGGUCCCGAAAUUCAAGUGUCCGAGGAAGAGAAAGAGAAACUCUUCUCAUUCUUCAGCGACGAUCUCCUGGACAGGAAAAUCCCCCUCUCCGAAUUUUAUAUAAUCCUCACAGAACUCAAGCUCAAGUAUUGCGGAAACCUCACUGCCUACUUUUACAUGUUCAGGCAAUACAAAAAAUUGGAAAAGCUCCAGGAAAGGAAGAAGCUGAGAAGGCUAAACAAGAAGCUGCGCAAGUGCCAACGAAUUAGUGACACGAAGAAGAAAAAGUCCGGCGAACAAAUGCUCGAGAAGGACAAAAUAAAAGAAAAAACAGCGCUACUGUACAAGGAACAUAAAGACCUCACUAAAAUGUUGGAGCAGCUGAAAGGGCAGUACAUUAAUAUAAGUAGGAACGAUUCGGAAAUUUUUUCAUCUGAGGAAUUUGGAAUGCCCGAUAUGGAUGGCGACAUUUCCCCUUCCAGUGGGGGCUCCAUCGAGGGCGUGCUUCUUUCGAUGGGCUUCGAUCAGAAGGAACCCGAAAGCGAUCGGGGCGAGCGGAAGUUCAAGUGA